Molecule: messenger RNA, 945 nt
Organism: Alternaria postmessia
Lineage: Eukaryota; Fungi; Ascomycota; Dothideomycetes; Pleosporales; Pleosporaceae
Exons: 2
Coding region: 1-945 (314 amino acids)
Biological process (GO): nucleobase-containing compound metabolic process
Molecular function (GO): 3'-5' exonuclease activity; nucleic acid binding
Source: RefSeq, a predicted model, not a curated record
AUGACAAUUAACAUCGAAACAGAGAUCAUAAACACGACAGAGCGAAUCGGUGAUAUAGUCGAUUGGCUCGUCUUCCGCCAUGAUAGGCUUCAAUACUCGCCAACCAUGUACAUAGAUCUCGAAGGCGUUAACCUCUGCCGUGAGGGCUCCAUUUCCAUCCUCACCCUUCUAAUCGAUACCGGCAUUUCAACCGGGCGCGUCUACCUGAUUGAUGUGCAUACACUAGGCGCACAAGCGUUCAACACUGCUGGUGCCAAACGAACGCUAAAGGGGACGACGAUAAGGGGGACGACGCUAAAGGAUAUCCUUCAAGAUGAAAGGAUUCCAAAGGUCUUCUUUGACGUUCGCAACGAUUCAGAUGCGUUGUUUGCGCAUUUCGGCGUGGCCUUGCAGGGGGUCGAAGACGUCCAGCUUAUGGAGAGUGCGACAAGGAAGACCACGGCAUCUCGGAAGUUCUUAAACGGCCUGACCAAAUGUGUUGAGAACAACUUGCCCAUGCACAUGUGUGGCAGCGGACUAGUCAGCUGGAAGCUGGCUAAGGAGAAAGGCGAGCGAUUGUUCAAGGCCGAAUAUGGCGGCUCGUAUGACGUGUUCAACCAGCGACCGAUUCCAGAGGACAUAUCAUCCUACUGUGUCGGCGAUGUCCAGUACAUCCCUGAGUUACGGAAUAGGCUUUACAAGAGCGCCUAUCAGUGGCGAGACCUAGUCGGUGAAGAAACCAAAAAGCGCGUUGCGACGUCCCAGAGAUCGGACUACCAGCCUCACGCUCCAGAUAAGGUGAUGGCUCCAUGGAGCAAAGAACAGAACAUGGUUUUGGAUCAGUGGAAUUAUGUGCCUCCUUUCAAUUACUUCGCCGAGCCCUCCGACUCAGAUGAUGGGUACGAUGGCGGUCCGACCAACUGUAGGGACAUCAUCGACGAUUACGACCUUUACUAUUCAGACUAA